GUCGCAUGCGAUUUGUUAAUAAAAACGAAGAAUCGCUGUGUAAUGAAUGAUGUGUUGUUAACUUCAUUCCACGUUUUUUCAUUUUCUCCCUCAAAAGUCUCUCUUUAUUCUCUUUCUUCUUUCCCCCCCCGGCGCCGAAGCUGUAUCUGUUUUGAUUCCGGCGUUUAACACGCGUUUUAAUCGGCGAGGGUUUUGAGAUCGAGUUAUUUUUUUGUAUUCGGUUGUGACGGUUUUAUUGUAUAGAUGGAGAGGGAUUUAUUGGGAUUGGGUUCGAAAAAUUCUCCGAUCACUGUCAAGGAGGAAACCAGCGAAAGCUCUAGAGAUUCAGCUCCCAACAGAGGAGGAAUGAACUGGUCGUUCUCAAACAAAGUCUCUGCUGCUUCUUCUCAGUUUCUAUCUUUCAGGCCAUCAUCUCAAGAAGAGAGACAUAGAAAGUCUGGAAAUUAUCAUCUGCCGCACUCUGGUUCCUUCAUGCCAUCAUCAGUUGCAGAUGUUUAUGAUUCAAACCGCAAAGCUCCUUACAGUUCUGUACAGGGAGUAAGAAUGUUCCCAAAUUCCAACCAACAGGAAGAAACUAAUGCAGUUUCCAUGUCCAUGCCGGGUUUCCAGUCUCAUCAUUAUGCACAAGGAGGAAGAAGCUUCAUCAGCAACAGUAAUAACUCACAACCUUUGAUAGGAGUUCCUAUCAUGGCACCUCCUAUUUCAAUCCUUCCUCCUCCCGGCGCCGUUGUAGGGACAACUGAUAUUAGAUCUUCUUCCAAGCCAAUAGGGGCACCUGCGCAGUUGACGAUCUUUUAUGCCGGUUCGGUUUGUGUUUACGAUGACAUAUCUCCUGAAAAGGCAAAGGCGAUAAUGUUGUUAGCUGGGAAUGGUUCUCCUAUGCCUCAAGCCUUUUCACCACCUCAAACUCAUCAUCAACAUGCGGUCCAUCAUACUCGUGCCUCUGUUGAUUCUUCAGCUAUGCCUCCUAGCUUCAUGCCUACGAUAUCUUAUCUUAGUCCUGAAGCUGGAAGUAGCACAAAUGGAGUUGGAGCAGCAAAACUAACAAGAGGCUUGACAUCAACAUGUCACGACAACCAAACUAACGCAUCCAAUAUCAAUUGCUCAGUAGCUGUUUCAGGUUCUACCAGCGUAAUGGCUCCAACAGUUGCUUUACCCCUGGCUCGCAAAGCAUCUCUGGCUAGGUUUUUAGAAAAACGCAAAGAAAGGGUCACGAGCGUAUCGCCAUAUUGCGUAGACAAGAAGUCAUCGACAGAUUGUCGCAGAUCAAUGUCUGAAUGCAUUAGUUCUUCUCUGAGCUCUGCAACCUAAUGUCAUCUACAGUAAGAUGAAGGUUGCUUUUAGACUACUCCACACCCUUAUUUGCAUUUCAAUGGCGGCCUUUCAGUUUCUCAGUUAAUUUUUUUUAUUCUCUGGCUACACUGAGUUUCUUCUUAGCUUAUAUAUAUAUAUACGAUAGUGUAUACUUUGUUCACUAGAUUUUGGUCUAAUGGAACUUAUGAGAGCAAAACAGACAUGUACUUGGGAGAGAAUCAGUAGAAACUGUUUGUUUGUUUCUUUAUUCUUUUCUUUUGUAUAUAUCACGUAAGGCUGAAGCUCGCAUUUGUAUGAUUCAUACAAUGGAACUGUUUCGCUUCUGUUUCCUUUA
Molecule: messenger RNA, 1648 nt
Organism: Camelina sativa (false flax)
Lineage: Eukaryota; Viridiplantae; Streptophyta; Magnoliopsida; Brassicales; Brassicaceae
Product: protein TIFY 6B
Biological process (GO): regulation of jasmonic acid mediated signaling pathway; regulation of defense response; response to wounding
Cellular component (GO): nucleus
Source: RefSeq, a predicted model, not a curated record